AUGUGGGCACUGGGCUUCCUGCUCUGCUUUCUCGCCUUGCAACCUCUGGCACAGGUGGACACCGAGGGUACCUGGUGCUACGACUCCCAAGACCCAAAGUGCGGCCCUACCCACUGGAAGGAGCUAGCACCUGCUUGUGGGGGCCCAGCUCAGUCUCCUAUCAACAUUGACCUUCACUUGGUUCAGCGGGACUACACUCUUGAGCCCUUCAUCUUUAAAGGCUAUGAUUCAGCACCUCUAGACCCAUGGACCCUGGAGAACGAUGGCCAUACAGUGAUACUGCGAGUAAGUUCCUGUCAGCAGAGCUGCCCGGUGAUCCGAGGGGCUGGGCUGCCAUCACCAGGGUACCGGCUGCUGCAGCUGCAUUUCCACUGGGGCAGCCCAGGGCGCAGAGGCUCAGAGCACAGCCUGGAUGAGAAGCACUGCUCUAUGGAGAUGCACAUGCUCCACAUGAACACGAAGUACCAAGACUUGAGGGAGGCACGAAGCCACCAGGAUGGGCUCGCUGUGCUGGCUGUGCUGUUGGUGGAGGAGGACAAGGACAAUACCAAUUUCUCUGCCAUUGUGUCUGCCCUAAAAAAUGUAUCUUCACCUGGGGUAACUGUGAACCUGACAUCCUUCCCCCUGGCCUCCCUGUUGCCAAGUGCCGUGGGGCUCUUGCGCUACUACCGAUACUCCGGGUCUCUGACCACGCCAGGCUGCCAGCCAGCCGUGCUCUGGACAGUCUUUGAAAACCCCGUACCCAUUGGGCACGCGCAGGUAGCCCAGUUCCAGACCAUGCCCCAGACUGGGCCACCAGGUUUGCACCCCAGACCGCUCAUGGAUAAUUUCCGCCCCCAGCAACCUCUUGGAGGGCGCAGGGUAUUGGCCUCUCCUGGAGCAUCCGUCCGGUCCUCAGUCCCUAUCCUGCCCUGUUUGCGCCUGGCUCUUUUGGGCUUGGGAGUCGGCCUCGGGCUCUGGCAGGGCCCCUAG
Arvicola amphibius (Eurasian water vole) is the source of this 972-nucleotide messenger RNA. Its product is annotated as carbonic anhydrase 15-like. NCBI's taxonomy places the organism in Eukaryota, Metazoa, Chordata, Mammalia, Rodentia, Cricetidae. The coding region runs from base 1 to 972 and encodes 323 amino acids. Gene Ontology annotation, molecular function: zinc ion binding; carbonate dehydratase activity. Gene Ontology annotation, cellular component: plasma membrane. The transcript has 8 exons. The record is from RefSeq and is a predicted model, not a curated record.